Messenger RNA from Durio zibethinus, 637 nucleotides. Lineage: Eukaryota; Viridiplantae; Streptophyta; Magnoliopsida; Malvales; Malvaceae. The record is from RefSeq and is a predicted model, not a curated record.
AGGUGAGGAAAACUAUUUUUUUCCUUUCAUUUGAGCUACCCUGUUACUCCCCUGUUUCCUCUGUUUUUCCCAACAUUUUAUGGUGGAUAAGAAAAUGUCCUCAAGUGUAUGUCAUGGGUUCCAAUCAUGCCUCGAGCCAAGGCUCGUCGAACCACGUUUUUUGUGGCUGAAACUGGCUCCACCAAAAACGAAUUUUCCUGGCUCCACUGUUUCUACGCCCUGUUUCAAUAACCCUUCCCCUACCGAGCCCAAGCCUAUGCCCCAUAAUCAAGAAAAAAAUACCACCAUCAGCAACAAUAAGAACAACGGGAAUGAUUGCAAACUGAUAGGCAAUCAAAAUAUUGACAUGGGUGGCUGGAGUUUCCUCCAGGCGCUCGCCAAUUCCAAAGAUUCUACCGAGCAUGACAAAGUUUAUUUGGACCCUCUUGUUAAGAGUUCAGCUUCUACGCUAAGUGAAAAAAGUCUUCAAAUGUGCACCGAAAGCUUAGGUAGUGAAACUGGAAGUGAAGUUAGCGAGAGCAGCGAUGACAUUUCCUUGCUUUCAUUAGAAGCUGUGGUUUGCAAUCCAUCAAAACCAAGGGAAAGUUUGGUGACAAGAAAAAGUCUACAGUGCUUCUACAUCGUUGACAAUCAUUAG